AUGUCGAAAAGGAAAAAUAAAACCUCAGAAGUUAUUGAUAAAUGGACUACUGCUAUAAACAAUUAUUCACCCAUCAAUGUCACAUUUCUCACUCAUCCCAUCAAUAAAGCACUUAAUGAGCGAAUACGAUCUCUUGAAACCCUAUAUGAGAAAUCCUCAGUGUACCGCUUUCUCAUCAGACAAGGUGUGCAUCCUUUGUUGCUAUUUAUAACCGUUAGUACCUCUAUUGGUUAUGGGUUGCAGCGUUCUUAUCAAAAAUCAAGCAAGCUGGUACUCCAACUUGUCGGUGUAGUUUAUCCUACUUAUUGUUGCUGGAAAUUACUCAAAGGCAAUAAGGCAGCAAUAGGAAGUCAUUGUAAUGGUAGUAGUAUUACGCACACGGACAAAAAUGAACAGUUGAUGUCCUGGUUAACUUAUUGGGUGAUAUUUGGUGCCUUUCAAGUGCUGGAUCACUUGAUGCUUUCAGAUUUAUUUCUGCUCCCAGCAAAAAAAAAGUACAACUUGUAUAAAUUAUUCACACUCUACUGGGCACAAAAUCCUCACUCAAAGGGUGCUUAUCUACUAUAUAAGUAUGUGAUUCAAAAGCCACCAGUACACACAUCGAAGGAAUCCUCCUCUUCAACCCUGACGUCCAGCUUUGAUAGAGAGUUCAAGCAGAUAUUGACCGAAAGCAAUGAGGAUUUAAGAGCGCAACCAACAGUUUUGGCUAAAACCGAAGAAGAAAAGCAUAAUGAAUUGAGUAUUUAUAUACACCGAGAUGAAAGGCCGUCAGUAAACAGUUAUCGAUAUUUGGAUGGGUUUGAGCCACCCAAUUUGUAUAGUGACAAUCGAAAUAUCAGUAAUGAUAAUAGCAGUAGCAGUAGCAGUAGCAGUAGUAGUAACAGUACCAGUAGUGUAGAUACUAUUGAUUCUGCCAGUUCCAAGCAAUAUUCUACAUCCCAUAGUCUUACAGCGAAGGAAGAAGAGACCUUUUCUUCAUUAGUAACGUCAGCAGAAGCUGCAUGGACUUAG
Mycotypha africana is the source of this 1011-nucleotide messenger RNA. RefSeq lists its product as uncharacterized. Bases 1 to 1011 code for a protein of 336 amino acids. NCBI's taxonomy places the organism in Eukaryota, Fungi, Mucoromycota, Mucoromycetes, Mucorales, Mycotyphaceae. The record is from RefSeq and is a predicted model, not a curated record. The transcript is spliced from 3 exons.